AUGGCUUCCUGCCGUGUGUGUGACCUCAGGGCGCUGGUGGCCAUCGUGUGUGGGCUGCUGACCACCAUCGUUUUGGGACUGAGCAUCUGGAGGGUCAUUGUCAGGAUCCAGAGAGGAACAUUUGUCCCCACAUCAAGCACUCCUAUAGUGUACUGCAGUAAUGGUGGAACCUGGGAAAAUGGCAGAUGCAUUUGUACAGAAGAGUGGAAAGGAUUGAGUUGUACAAGGGCUAAUUUCUGUGAAAAUAGCACCUAUGGUGAUUUUACUUUUCCCAGAAUUAUAGCUGGAAGAUAUGGAUCUUCCUUUCAAAUAUGUGGCAAGAACACUCGAAAUGCGGGCAAGCCAAGAGCAACCCGGCUGUGCAAUCUUAAUGAAGAUAAAGAGAUGGUAUUAGAAAAUGUGACAAUAGGAAGCUGCGAUAUAAAUCUGGAAAGUCUGGAAAAGCAGAUAGAUGAAAUCUCAACAAGUUCUUCAAAUAUUUCUGUUGAAGCCCAGAUUUUAACAUCUGAUACCUCUAUGUUAACUCCUGACAAUAUCACUUCUGCUUCUCGAGUGGUUGGACAGAUCUUCAACACAUCCAGAAAUGCUACACCCGAGGCAAAAGUAGUUGCUGUAACAACAGUGAGUCAACUUCUAGAUGCCACGGAAGAGGUCUUUAAAGAAGCUGCUGCUAAAGAUGAUAAUGCCUUCACAACGCUUAUUAGGGAAAUAGAGGAUUAUUCCUGGUCUUUGGGCAACAACAAGUCAUUGGUGAACCCUAAUAUAGCAGUACAGUCUAUUACUGUCUCUUCAGAAGGCACUGUGGGGUCUACAGGUGUCCUCUUCACUGUGAAGAAAGGAGCUAGCAGUUCUCUUGUUUCUGGUUCCACAGAUGUAGAUACAAAUGUGGACAGCCUUCGUCCAGAUGACACGACUGAACUUCAGAUCUGGCUCAAUACUUCGAAAAGUAAUACCACAUCAUGUGGCUUUAUAAUGUAUCAAAACAACAAGCUCUUCCAAUCAAAAACUUUUACAACUAAAUUAAAUAUUAGCCAAAAAAUUAUCUCAAGCACAACUAAUAACACGGAGGACAAUCAGAGUGCUUCUGUUAAAAUGCUCUUUCGUCCACAGUACAACACAAAAGAAUUAAAAGUCCAUUCCUUUGCCUGUGUCUAUUGGAAUUUUACAAUGAAUGAUUGGGACACAAACGGCUGUUACAAAGAUGGAGAAAGUGAUGGACUCCUGCAUUGCCGCUGCAACCAUACCACUAAUUUUGCAAUAUUAAUGAGUUUCAAAAGGAACUAUAAAUAUCCUGACCCACUUGACAAAUUAUCCACCUUUGGAUGUGCGCUGUCCAUUACUGGCCUGGCUCUCACAAUUAUAUUUCAGAUUGUCACCAGGAAAGUCAGGAAAACUUCAGUAACCUGGGUAUUGGUCAGUCUGUGCACAUCAAUGUUGAUUUUCAAUCUCCUCUUUGUGUUUGGAAUUGAAAACUCCAAUAAGAACUUAGACACACGUGACAUCAAUCUUACUGCUUCUAAUAAAAAUGAAGUUCCCACAAGAGAAAUUAUGGACACUUCGAAUGCCCAGUGCACGGCGAUUGCUGCCUUGCUGCACUAUUUUCUGUUAGUGACGUUUACCUGGACUGGACUCAGUGCUGCACAGCUCUAUUUCCUUCUCAUUAGGACCAUGAAGCCUCUUCCUCGACAUUUCACUCUUUACAUUUCUUUAAUUGGAUGGGGAGUCCCAGCUGUCGUGGUGGCUAUGACGAUGGGAAUUACUUUUUCUCAGGAUCCUUCACAAUGGGAGUUAAACUACCGGCAAGAAGAAAUCUGCUGGCUGGCAAUUUCAGGAAGAGGUGAUUCUUUUAUAGGAAGUCCAUUGUUGUGGUCCUUCAUUCUGCCUGUGACCAUCAUCCUCAUCAGCAAUGUUGUUAUACUUAUCAUCAUUAUAGUCAAAGUGCUGUGGAAGAAUAACCAGAAUCUGACAAGCACAAAAAAGGUUUCAGUGCUAAAGAAGAUUUUUAGCACGGUAUCAAUUGCAGUCGUUUUAGGAAUGACCUGGAUUCUGGCAUACUCUAUGCUAACUGAUAAUGAUAACGUCAGGGUCGUCUUCAGCUACAUAUUCUGCCUCUUCAACACUACUCAGGGGCUGCAGAUUUUUAUCCUCUACACGGUCAGGACAAAAGUCUUCCAGAGCAGGGCGUCCAGAGUCCUGCAGUCGCUGUCGGCGUCCGCGGCCCGUGAGGNGCGCCUGCGCGCGCGGGUGUACAACAUGCUGCGCUCGCUGCCCGCGCUGCACGAGCGCUUCCGGCUGCUCGAGUCCUUCGCGGGCCCCGAGGACACGUCGGUCUCCGACGACCAGGCGGACGCGAGCAUCUAG
This is a messenger RNA of Miniopterus natalensis, 2361 nucleotides long. RefSeq names its product adhesion G protein-coupled receptor G7 (gene ADGRG7). Gene Ontology annotation, cellular component: membrane. Lineage: Eukaryota; Metazoa; Chordata; Mammalia; Chiroptera; Miniopteridae. Gene Ontology annotation, molecular function: G protein-coupled receptor activity. The record is from RefSeq and is a predicted model, not a curated record. Gene Ontology annotation, biological process: cell surface receptor signaling pathway; G protein-coupled receptor signaling pathway.